GUUUGGGUUAAGAGAUAGACAAAGCGUCUAGGCCAAUAUAGGCAGGAGCAAAACCAAUGUGCACGCGCAAGUCAGGAUCAGAUACGAAUCCCCGCAGGUACUCGAGAUAAUGACCUCAAUAAGGCUACACGACAAGCUUUUCACGGUUGCUUAAAUACGCCAAGGAAGCUUGUCUCCCAUCUCUUCGUCCCUCUACUGUCCAAAGGCAUCCUCAUCCACCACAAUGUUCACGAAUUCGGUGACCUCGUUGGCGCUUGCAUCGCUUGCGUUGCAGGCCAAUGCUCUUUCUAAGAAGCAAUGGCACAAACGAAGUGACCAUUUGUACCUGCCAAAGGAGACCAGCGACUACAAGACCGCUUCGGCUCCUAACAAUGUCACUAUUCGAUACAAGAACCCUGGCAUUUGUGAGACCACGCCGGGCGUAGAUAGCUACUCCGGAUACGUUGAUCUUACACCAGACGUCCAUGUCUUCUACUGGUUCUUUGAGUCUCGUAACAAGCCAGCUGAGGACCCCUUCACACUCUGGCUCAAUGGUGGGCCUGGAUCAGAUUCGCUGAUUGGCCUUUUCGAGGAGAACGGACCCUGCAUGCUGAAUGACAACCUGACGACGUACCACAACCCAUACAGCUGGAACAAUGUCUCCAACAUGCUUUACAUCUCCCAGCCCGUCGGCACAGGUUUCAGUUAUCAAAAGCAAGGUGUUGGCAGCUUCAAUCCGUUGUCUGAGGACUUUCACUACAAUUCAAGCGACUGGCCGGCGACAGGAAGGUGGCCUCUUUCUGAGCCUUUGAAUGCUGGAACUAUUGACACUACUGAUCUCGCUGCCGUCGCGACUUGGCACGUGCUUCAAGCGUUGUUGAACACUAUCCCUAAGUUUGACAUCAAGAUUGGUACUCCUCGAGAGUUCAACCUUUUCACCGAAUCAUACGGCGGACAUUACGGACCAGCUUUCUUCAACUACUUUUAUGACCAGAAUGUGAAGAUCCGGAACGGCAGCAUACCGGGCUACCCGCUCAAUUUUAAUUCACUCGGUAUAAUUAACGGUAUCAUCGAUGAGUCUAUUCAAGCGGAACACUACCCCGAAUUCGCUGUCAACAACACCUACGGCAUCAAGGCAUACAACGACACCGUCUACUCGUAUGCCAAAUUCGCCAACAACAUGUACAACGGAUGCCUGGAUCAGAUCAAGCAGUGCCGGGCCGCAGCCGAAGGCAAUGCUAGCUACUACCAUGUAGACGCACCCAUCACGGAGGCCGAACUGACCCCUGGAGUCGUGCAGAUCUGCAACGAGGCUGCUGAUAUGUGCCGCGACAACGUCGAAUCCCCGUACUACUAUUACAGCGGACGUGGUGUCUAUGAUAUCAGGCAUCCUUACAACGAUCCGACCCCGCCUCCCAACUACCCAAGAUACCUUAAUCUGCCUGAAGUUCAGGAGGCUCUCGGUGUUACUCUUAACUACUCUGGGAACAACGGCAUCUACUACGCUUUCCAGAACACCGGAGACUUCAUCUACCCCAACUUCAGACUCGAUUUGCAGCAUCUGCUUGACCAGGAUGUGCGUGUCAGUCUGGCGUAUGGUGAUGCUGACUACAUCUGUAACUGGUUUGGUGGCGAGGCUAUCAGUCUCGCAGUCGAUUACACCCACAGCAAGGAGUUCCGCGCCGCAGGAUACGAGGCCAUGGUCGUAGACAAUACUGAGUACGGCGAGGUGCGCCAGUACGGUAACUUUAGCUUUGCGCGCAUCUACGAGUCGGGCCAUGAGGUGCCUUACUAUCAGCCUGAGGCUGCACUGGCUUACUUCAACCGCACGCUUUUCCACUACAACAUUGCAACGGGUGAGAAGAAGGUCACUGCCAACCUUACCUCGUCGGGCCAGGCGAAUGCGACGCACACGAACUCUUUCGUUCCACUGACGAGUUCGUAUGUUCCGGCUUUCCCGUCGCCGAUUUACCCUGCUACAACAUCAGCCUACUAGUUCACACGAUGCUACUACAAUCUAGACAGGCCUUGGAAUCUGCAAGGGUACAUGUGUACAUAUUCUUUGAAAAGUAUUGGCUAUUCAGGACAUAGCAAACCCCAAUAUCACUACCCCAUGACAUAGUCCUGUAGAACCUUUGCAAGCGCGAGGGGCGGGUAAUAGCUAAUGACAACUUGCUGUCUUACCCACGUGGAUGCACUUUCACUCAAGUCUGGCAGACGAUAAAGCUCAACGUACAAAAUAGUAUUGUGGAAGCCGAUUAGCCUACCAUUCCAAGGUCGCCAAAAGCCCU
Molecule: messenger RNA, 2270 nt
Organism: Macroventuria anomochaeta
Lineage: Eukaryota; Fungi; Ascomycota; Dothideomycetes; Pleosporales; Didymellaceae
Product: carboxypeptidase S1
Exons: 8
Coding region: 224-1975 (583 amino acids)
Biological process (GO): proteolysis
Cellular component (GO): fungal-type vacuole
Molecular function (GO): serine-type carboxypeptidase activity
Source: RefSeq, a predicted model, not a curated record